GCCGUUUGAUGACAGUACCAGAGACGGACCAACGACAGAAACAAAUCCCUCUCUCAUGGAAUUUUGGCGGAUUAAAUGGGAAAUUCUCGUUUAAAUUGUUAAUUGAUUUGCAGUUUGUCACCGCCGUGCCUCUCUUGUUAACGUUUAUCGCACGGGGGAAAAAACUGUCCCGGUUGUCUGAGACGGUUCGUUGUAAACAAUAACAAUGGCCUCUGGUUCGUCGUCCUCUCCCGACACUGCGACGGGCUCCGGUACGGAUCCAGCCCGGCCCGAUACGGGGGAGCCUCUUGGUGGAGCGGGCUCGGACUCUGAUUCGGACCUGGGCUUGAGUAAAUUUGACUGCAGCGCAGUGGGGGCGGGGGACCUGCUAGAGGGAGAGGAGCUGGAGCUGGAGUUUGAGUCUGCAGCCGACCGCGUGAAGGAUCUGAUACAGACAGCCAGCAGGGACCAGCUGCUCUACCUGUACGCCCGCUACAAACAGGUCAAAGUUGGAAAGUGCAAUACAUCAAAGCCUGGCUUCUUUGAUUUUGAAGGACAACGGAAAUGGCAAGCCUGGAAGCAGCUUGAAGACAUGCAGCCGGAGCAGGCAAUGCAAGAAUACAUUUCCCUUGUCAACGUGUUAGAUCCCGAGGGCGCCACAAAGCAACGACGAGGAGCAGAAAGAAGAACAGGUUUCGGAGGAGCAGCAGUCAGCUCUUUAUACCAGGAGGAGAUGAUAAGGGAAGAGGACAAGAACAUCUUUGAUUACUGCAGAGAAAAUAACAUCGAGCACAUCAGGAAUGCCAUCAGCACGCAGAAACUGGAUGUCAAUACCAAAGACGAAGAGGGUCGGGCUCUCCUGCACUGGGCCUGUGACAGAGGGCACAAGGAGCUGGUGUCUGUCUUACUGCAGCACAAAGCUGACAUCAAUAGUCAGGAUAAUGAAGGGCAGACAGCGCUACAUUAUGCAUCCGCCUGCGAGUUUGCUGACAUUGUAGAGCUUCUCCUGAACAGCGGCGCUGACCCAUCCAUCAAAGACAUGGAGGGCUCUCUUCCCGAGGAGGUCACUGAAUCCAGCGCCAUCUCCACACUCCUGCGCCAGUACACCGCUCCGAAAGGCUAGCUCAUUCCUUUAUAGUACCGUCCAAGUCUCCUCUCCUCUCUUCUCUUCUCCACAUAUUUGUCCAGCAUUCCCAUUACUCCUCCUUGAUUCUUGGAAAGACUCUCUACGUUCUGCGGUUUGUAAGCCAGGAAUGCAGAUAUUUUGUUUUGUUGUUCUUUAGUUUCCAAGUUUUGAAAGUGAACCUCAUAUCAUGUUUGACUCUUCUGGAGUUCAUCUGUGAACAUAUAUGUCACAAUUGAUAAGACAAAAAAGGGCAUUGCAUGUGUUUUCAGUUAUUUGUAAAAGUGUAUAUUGCUUGUACAGUAGAACUGGAUAACAUGCUGAUCACUGCAAGGCAGUAAAGAUCUGUUGACAAUAAUUUUGCUGUACUGAGGAAAGUAUUCCCAGAAUAACUUCUGCUAAACAGACAUCUAUGUGGACAAUAUGACAAAUUAAUAAACUAGAUAACAUCUUG
Molecule: messenger RNA, 1556 nt
Organism: Gambusia affinis (western mosquitofish)
Lineage: Eukaryota; Metazoa; Chordata; Actinopteri; Cyprinodontiformes; Poeciliidae
Gene: acbd6
Product: acyl-CoA binding domain containing 6
Exons: 8
Coding region: 206-1102 (298 amino acids)
Molecular function (GO): protein binding; fatty-acyl-CoA binding
Source: RefSeq, a predicted model, not a curated record